Neodiprion fabricii is the source of this 3782-nucleotide messenger RNA. It is a transcript of the gene Amph, whose product is annotated as amphiphysin. The transcript is spliced from 9 exons. Gene Ontology annotation, molecular function: phospholipid binding; protein binding. The record is from RefSeq and is a predicted model, not a curated record. NCBI's taxonomy places the organism in Eukaryota, Metazoa, Arthropoda, Insecta, Hymenoptera, Diprionidae. Bases 193 to 1461 code for a protein of 422 amino acids. Gene Ontology annotation, cellular component: plasma membrane; cytoplasm.
GGGUCGCGGAUUGGUGGGAUAGGACCAGUCGAGUUCAGUUUGUGAUCCUUAUAGGAGGUUGUUGUUGUUAUUGUUGUUGUUGUUGUUAUUUUUUUUUUUUUUAAAUUUAUUUAUUAUUAAUACGUCUACACAUAUAUCGGUAUCCUGUUCCUCACCGGGGAUAUAUAAUAAUAAUAAUACACAACUAUAAAUAUGGCAGAAAGUAAGGGUGCGUUGAUCGCGAAAACAGUGCAAAAACACGCUGGCAGAGCCAAGGAAAAGUUUCUUCAAAAUUUGGGAAAGGUAGACCGGACAGCUGACGACAUCUUCGAUGAACAUUUACAAAACUUCACAAGACAGCAGAAUGCGGCCAACAGGCUUCAAAAAGAGUUCAACAAUUACAUUAGGUGUAUCAGAGCGGUACAGGCGGCUUCAAAAACGCUCAUGGAUUCCUUGAAUGAAAUCUAUGAGAGCCAGUGGACCGGACACGAUCUUCUGUACGUUCAGGCACAGAAUAUGGACAUGCUGUGGCAGGAUUUUACUCAUAAAUUGGCCGAUCAAGUCCUUGUCCCCCUCAACACAUACCAAAGCCAGUUUCCUGAGAUGAGGAAAAAAAUAGACAAGAGAGGACGUAAGCUUGUCGACUACGAUGGACAGAGACAUAGCUUCCAGUCGUUACAAGGCAAUCCGAAGAAACGGGACGAGCUUAAAGUUUCGCGAGGCAAAGAACAAUUGGAUGAAGCUAAACGAACUUACGAACAGCUGAAUUCAGAACUUCAUGACGAAUUGCCUGCGCUAUACGACUCCCGUGUUCUUUUCUUGGUUACUAAUCUGCAGACUCUUUUCGCCGCCGAGCAAGUAUUUCAUGCUGAGACAGCCAAGGUCUAUUCUGAGCUUGAAGCAAUAGUAGACAAAUUAGCCAACGAAAGUCAGCGAGGAUCUUAUACAUUGAAGAAAAACUCUGAGUCGCAAUCGCCAAAAUCGCCAAACGCUAAUUCGUCAUUGAUAAUCAACACGCAACCAGCGCAGAAUAAUAUAUCAGCAGUAUUGGGCGAGACGACUGUCGCUGCUGGAGAUACUUCACCUACUACUCAAAUAAACGGCAAUGCUAACAGCAACGCUAACAGCAAUGCUAACUCCUUAAAUAACAAAGAUGGCCCUCCUGAAAGCCCGCCAAUCAAGCCUGUCCAACCAGUUGAGGAGUUAUAUGAUAUCCCAAUUGACGUGGAAUAUCAAAAUGGUACCAAUUUAUCUAUAGGGGCGACAACAGACAACUUGCCACCCGGUGUUUUGUACAGGGUGAAAGCAACUUACAAGUACACGCGUGAAGAUGUGGACGAAUUGUCGUUCGACGUUGGGGAGAUCAUUCGUGUUAUCGAGUAUGAAGACCCCGAGGAACAGGAGGAAGGGUGGUUAAUGGGUGUGAAGGAAGGAUCUACUGAGAAGGGCAUGUUCCCAGCAAACUUCACAAAACCACUGUGAGGGCGGUAGGACUACCCAUUUUACCACUGCAACGCUCAUGAAAACAGCCUAUUCUACUGUAAACUAGUUGAAGAAGAAGAGGAAAAAGAAAAGUAGAAGAGUAGAAGAAGUAGAAGAAGAAAAUGAAGACGAAGAAAGAAAAGUAAAAAUCGAACCGUCAACUGGAGGUGUAAUUUCAAAUUUUUGUGAAAAAAUCAAGUUGAGGUGAUAGAGAGAGAAGAUAACGACGUGGUAAUGCUGGUGGGCUCUGCGGAAUAUCAAUCGACCCAAAGUGCCUUAACCCAGCUAUUGUCUGUGCCAACCAACAUUCACUGCUCGUAGUAAUGUGUUUUUUUUUCUGUUUCUGUUUCUUUCAAUUCGACCAUUGAACGCUAUCACUAAUAAUAAUCAAAUCAGAUAUUUAAUUAAUUAAAUAAUAACAAUAAUGAUGAUGAUGAUGAUGAUGAUGAUGAUGAUGAUGAUGAUAAUAAUAAUAAUACAAUACAAUACAACUACACGCAAUAUUAUAAUACAAAGAAAAAAUUUAUCUUUAUUAAAUUAAUUAUUAUUAUUUUAUUAAAUUGUACAUAGAAUUUAUAAAUCUUAAGGCUAUUGAACGAACCAACUUUAUUGUGGGGCUUGGAAAGAAAUCGUCGGUAAAACAAUUUUGUAAUGGUCAUAUUUUUGAAAUCGUAUAGAAUCUUCUUUUGAAUCUCAACUCUGUCAGUGGUGCAGGAUAUUGCCAAAUUUUACGGUCCAAUCAUUCUUCUUGAAAUCAAAGAUAACGAUUAUACAUACAUUUGUUAUAUUUUUACCAACUUGAGACUUAUGUACAUACAAAUAGAUCCCAGCACGGAGACGUCGAUUUUAUCGAUAAAUUGACCAAUGAAGUAUUUGCGUCGGACUGCGAAAAGCAAUUCUUCCAUUACCAUCUUAGUUAUUUGCUGUUUGCUAUAACGCAUUUUCGUUUUUAUGUUUUUACGUUUGAUCAUUUUAUCCAUAUGUAUUAUAUGAAUCUAUCUCAAAGACACAUUUUAGUCAGACAUAAGAAGGCACUUUUCAACUCCCAAAGGGAUCUAUUGAGUAUUCGUAUACAUAUAUUUCGUUAGCAUUUUACUAUGAAUUACAUACCCGAUGUACGUAUGUGUAUAUAUAUACAUAUAUGUAAACAUAUAUACAUACACGCAAACACACACACUUCUAUCAUAGAAAUAUAUCUCUUUAUACAAUUUAGCAGAAAUAAUCGAAGAUUUGUUGCAAUGAAGAGAAAAGGGAAGAAAAAAAUUAUUUCUGCCGAUAUAGAGUUAUUCACGUAGCCGAUAGAACAAAAUAUGAUAAUAAUAAUAAUGGUCCAACUUUUCAAACCUUCUUCUUCUAACGUCGGUGAAUACUCAUCAUUAAUAUUGUCGAUCUGCCGAAUCAUCAAUAAAAUCCGUGUAAUAAAUCAUAACGAUAAUAGUAAUAUAUAUACAAUAUCAUAUAAACAUGAGAAUAAUCUUAGGAUACUGCUUAUAUCAGCUUCGGCGUAGCUGCGUGUCGUUUUAUUUUAUUAAGUUGAUCUGAAGAAACUGCAUAUAUACAUAUAAGGAAGUUGGAUUGUUCUUUUAUAAAUUAAAACAAAAAUAAAAUAAAACUGUUUAUAGUUAUAGGAUUGGUCCAUUGUGACACUGCAACAAUCACUUUAAAAUCCCUUAUCGUAUACGGUUUUGAAAUCGCGCUACGUUUUUGAAAACGCUGAAUCUCAUGCAGACACAUUGGCCGUUCUGUCGUUUAAUUCAAACUCUGAUGUCGAAUCUCCAUUAUUUCUUGUUCUGGAUAACUUUAACCUUCCUCAGUUGAAUUUCUUAGUACCACAACAAAUAAGAAAAUGAUAAGUCAGCUACACUGGGUUUGACUUAAAUUAGAAUCUUCUACUUCUCUGCUCCUACUCCCAUUUUGCCAGAAAGAAAUCUUCCGACGAUCAAGUAAUUCAAUAUUUACCUUAUCGCUGUUGUAAUAUACAGUGAUAGUGUAUCAGUCCAUGAUUUGCAUUUAAUAGAAUUUAAAGUUUCUAAUAAAUUAACACUAAUGCGGUUAAUGUGCCUGGUUGUUAUGUGGCGAUCAAGACCUCUGGAAUACAUACAUACAUACAUACAUACACACAUACAUACAUGGACACAUACAAAAAUUGCUGAUUACGAGUUACCUUUGUCUCUGUUGCGUCUAGUGUAGCAAUGGAACAAUCCUCAUUGUUAUGUCAUUUGUCAUUUUUAUGUCAUGUUGUUUAAUUUUACUCUGAAGCCAUAAGUCAUAUCUUCAUAACCUUAUGAUAAAAAUAACAUUAUAACAAUAAUUAUAACGUC